UUGGAUUUCAUUGCACGGGCGGACGUGUCACAACGACCGAGAAGGCCGUGACAAUCAUGUCGAGUACUGAUGAAAAGAAGCCUCUGCUGGAUGCGGCUAUCACGAUCAACACAACAGCUUCAUUCUCGGAUCUCAAUAACAUUCAGGACGAGCUGCGUCAGGUGGUGGCACUGGCGUUGCCAGUGACUGCCACGUUCUUCCUCGAAUACGCUCCAGGAAUUAUCACGCUCCUUCUUGCAGGGCAUGCUGUCGAUCCCAAUGACAUGCAGACGACGACAUUAUACCUAGAUGCCGCGGCCAUCGCAAUUAUGUAUAUGAACGUGACGGGGGUGACGAUCGGUCUCGGGUUGGCCACAGCCAUGGACACGUUGUGCCCACAAGCUGUCGGGGGAGGCAAGUCGCUUCAAACGGGAGUAUAUUUCCAGGCAGGGCUCGUCGUACUCGGCCUCGUGUUUAUUCCGAUUGCAUUUGCAAACGCUUGGGCCACUACCAUCCUGGUCUACUUUGGCCAGACCUACACCAUCGCAGUCUUGGCACGAGAAUUUGCCACCAUCAUGCUUGUGGGCCUUCCAUUCAUGUUUGUGUACGAGCUGCUCAAGAAGGUGCUUCAAGCGCAGAACGUAGUGUUGCCCAUGAUGUACUGCGCUGUCAUUGGCAACUGCGUCAACGCCGUCCUUGGGUAUGCCCUAACGUUCCACACGCCACUUGGGUUUUAUGGUGCAGCCGUCGCUCGAUCCGUGGCAAAUGGCGUUCUCCUGCUCUCGUUGGUCACGUACAUAUUUCUCAAUAAGGCGACAUUCCAAGCGUGUUGGCCAGGCUGGUCGCUAGUUGCCGCAUUGAAGGAAGUGCCCAAGUUUGUCGCAUUGGGUAUCUCAGGCCUCCUCAUGAUGCUGUUUGAGUGGUGGAGCUUUGAGCUGCUCGUGUUUAUUGCUGGUACAGCUGCUACACCUUCGUCCAGAAUCCACACCUCGUUCUCUCCACACCUCUACGAUACUCGUAGGUCUCCAGACGAACGCGACCACGGCCAUUGGCGCCAACGCAAUUCUCGUCAACGUCACGAGUUGCAUUUACAUGAUUCACUUCGGCGUGGGAACAGCCGCUCAAAUUCGGGUCGGGAAUGCUCUGGGAGCGGGCUUGAGCCACCAAGCCCAACGGACAGUCAAAUGCGCUGUAAUACUGGGCGUGUCGAUGGGGAUGUCUUUCGCAGGGGCGCUUCUCAUCACACGGAAAGAAUUCCCUCGUUGUUUUACGCACGAUGCCGAUGUCAUCAGUCUAACGUCGUACGUGGCGAUUGCGAUCGCCAUGUACCAAGUCGCAGACGCCCUUAACACGACCCUGCAGGGUGUGUUGCGUGGAGCAGGAUUGCAGAAAACAGGCGCUCUCUUGAAUUUUAUCGCGUACGUUGUCGUGGGCUUGCCGUUGGGGACGUUUCUAGACUUCGUCGUUGGAUGGGGGCUGCUGGGUCUAUGGGUUGGCAUGGCCGUGGGGAUUAGUACGUCUGGCAUCUGCGGCGGGUUAAUCGUCCACUUGUCUGACUGGCUUGUGCUUGCGAGUGACGCCAAGAACCGUGUAUCGAUUGGCGUUGUAUUUGAACGAUAUUGCGAUGCAGAGGCUGGAGGCGAUUCCCUCUCCCAGCGACAACUCUGACAUGGGACAAGACAUUUUUGCUAGGAGUAAUAGUUUAGAAUGCUGAAGUGGUAUCCG
Molecule: messenger RNA, 1704 nt
Organism: Aphanomyces invadans
Lineage: Eukaryota; Oomycota; Saprolegniomycetes; Saprolegniales; Verrucalvaceae
Exons: 8
Coding region: 57-1328 (423 amino acids)
Biological process (GO): xenobiotic detoxification by transmembrane export across the plasma membrane
Cellular component (GO): membrane
Molecular function (GO): antiporter activity; xenobiotic transmembrane transporter activity
Source: RefSeq, a predicted model, not a curated record